AUGAAGGAGAUCAGAGAAAUCAGCCCCUCUACCAUUGUACGAUUUUUCAAAAUCGACCUCAUGUCUUGUGCGUCGGUGCGAGCUGCGGCGGCAGAGAUCAAUUCGUCUAUCUCCAAGGUUGACGUCCUCAUUAAUAACGCAGGCAUCAUGGGUGCCAAGUUUUCUCUGACUCCUGAAAACGUUGAAAGUCAUCUGGGUGCAAACCACAUUGGUCAUUUCCUGCUCACCAACCUCCUUGUUCCGAAACUUGAAGCCUCUGGCAGCGGUGCUCGGAUCGUAAAUGUAUCCAGUGCCAUGUACCAGUUCAGUCCAGUCAUGUUCGAUGAUUACAACUUCUCCAACGGCAAGGCUUACAACGCUUGGACAGCUUACGGACAGUCCAAGACAGCAAACAUCUUAUUUGCCGUUGCAUUGGCCAGGAAAUUGGAGAAAAUGGGAGUAAAGUCCUAUUCAUUGCACCCAGGUGUCAUACAGGCAACGGGUCUGUCGUCUGGAGUCGACCCAGCAGCGUGGUCCAUUGUGGGACCUAUGGUUGAAAGUAAGAUGAUGAAGAUACCGAAGGAAAAGAACAUUGAGCAGGGCUGCGCAACUACACUUGUUGCGGCCCUGGACCCUGCGCUUGAUGGUAACUAUAAUAUUAUUAUUUGCUAA
This is a messenger RNA of Penicillium egyptiacum, 651 nucleotides long. The record is from the annotation of a GenBank genome assembly. Lineage: Eukaryota; Fungi; Ascomycota; Eurotiomycetes; Eurotiales; Aspergillaceae.